GGGAUGGCCAGGAAGAGAAGCUGAGAGCCGAAGAGGUGGAUCGACUGAUAGCCUCCCUCUUUGACAGGAUGACGGAGUGUGUUUACUCCCAGCCUGUCCAGUCCUUUGCUGUGGAGACACGCCCACAAGAGCUCUUUGAGGUCAACAUUCUAGGGGAGGGUCGGCACGCCCUGGAGAGAGCCAAUCAGGAGCUGGGACUGGCCUUUGACAACUGGGACCUGGAUUAUUACACUGCUCUGUUCCAGAGGGUUCGUAGGAACCCCACCAGCGUGGAGUGCUUCGACCUGGCCCAAUCUAACAGUGAGCACAGCCGCCAUUGGUUCUUUAGAGGUGCCAUGACAAUUGAUGGACAGAAGCAGGAGGGGUCUCUUUUCAGCCUCAUUAUGGGUACCCAGCGCCAUAGCAACCAAAAUAAUGUUAUCAAGUUCUGUGACAACAGCAGUGGUAUCCAGGGCCGGGAGGUGGAGUGCCUGUACCCUGAGGACCCAGCCCAGGCCAGCCCCUACCGCAGGCUGCACGCCACUCGUCAUGUCAUCUUUACCGCUGAGACGCACAACUUCCCCACUGGCGUGGCUCCGUUCAGCGGUGCCACCACAGGCACGGGGGGGCGUAUCCGCGAUGUCCAGAGCACGGGCCGGGGAGCGCACAUCAUCGCCGGCACCGCGGGAUACUGCUUCGGCAACCUCCACCUCCCAGGUUAUGCCCUGCCGUGGGAAGAGGAGGGGUGGGAAUACCCUCCCAAUUUCGCGCCCCCCCUCCAGGUUGCUAUCGAAGCCAGUGAUGGGGCGUCCGACUACGGGAACAAGUUUGGCGAGCCAGUCUUGGCAGGGUUCGCCCGCUCUUUCGGGAUGCAGCUGCCGAGUGGCGAGAGGCGGGAGUGGAUCAAGCCGAUCAUGUUCAGCGGGGGAGUGGGCUCCAUCGAUGACCGGCAUGUCGCCAAAGAGGGGGCGGAGCCAGGAAUGGAGGUGGUAAAGAUUGGGGGUCCUGUAUACAGAAUCGGCGUUGGAGGAGGGGCAGCUUCGUCUAUACAGGUGCAGGGUGACAACUCCAGCGACCUGGAUUUUGGGGCGGUGCAGCGGGGCGAUGCGGAGAUGGAGCAGAAGAUGAACCGUGCGCUGAGGGCCUGCAUUGAGCGCUGUGACCGGAACCCUGUGUGCAGCAUCCACGACCAGGGGGCUGGGGGGAAUGGGAAUGUUCUGAAGGAGCUGAUUGAGCCAGCAGGAGCCAUUAUCUACGCCAGCAAGUUCAAGACAGGUGACCCCACGCUCAGUGUGCUGGAGAUCUGGGGGGCGGAAUACCAAGAGAGCAAUGCUUUGCUCAUCCGCUCCUCUGACCGAGACUUCCUGCAGAAAGUGUGCGCUCGAGAAAAGUGUCCCCUGGAUUUUGUUGGGAAGAUCACUGGGGAUGGCAAGGUUGUGCUGGUGGAUGACCUCCAUGGGCCUGCUGCCCAGGGUGACGCAGUGAGGUGCCCAGUGGACCUGGAGCUGGACUGGGUGCUGGGGAAGAUGCCGCAGAAGGAGUUUGUUUUGAAGAGUAUGAAGCCCGACCUUCGACCCUUGACCCUGCCCCCUGACCUGUCCGUUCGAGUGGCACUGGAGCGCGUGCUGAGGCUGCCGGCUGUGGCCAGCAAACGAUUCCUCACUAACAAGGUGGACCGCUCAGUGACGGGGCUGGUAGCGCAGCAGCAGUGCGUCGGUCCGCUCCACACGCCCCUGGCCGACGUCGCCGUGGUAGCGCUGUCCCCCUUCGACUGUGUGGGGGCGGCGACCGCGGUGGGGGAGCAGCCUGUGAAAGGCCUGGUGUCCCCAGCCGCGGGGGCGCGCAUGGCGGUGGGCGAGGCCCUCACCAACCUGGUCUUCGCGCGCGUGUCCGCACUCAGGGAUGUGAAAUGCAGCGGAAACUGGAUGUGGGCCGCAAAGCUGCCAGGCGAGGGCGCGGCGCUCCGCGAGGCGUGCCAGGCAAUGUGUGAUGUCAUGGGCCAGCUGGGCGUGGCCGUGGAUGGGGGCAAAGACUCCCUGAGCAUGGCAGCACGUGUCGGUGGGCACACUGUCAAGGCACCAGGUGCUUUGGUGAUCUCAGUCUAUGCUGUUAGUCCUGACAUUACUGCCACUGUGACCCCUGACCUCAAGGACCCUGAAGGCAAAGGUGUGUUGCUGUAUGUGCCUGUGUGUGUGGGUCAGUACCGGCUGGGCGGUUCUGCUCUGGCUCAGUGUUUCUCUCAGCUGGGAGACUGCGCCCCUGACCUUGACUGUCCACGAGAUUUGGUCACCUGUUUCAACACCACCCAGCGCCUUAUACAGGACUCCUUGCUCAGCGCAGGACAUGAUGUCAGUGAUGGAGGGCUGAUUUCCUGCCUUCUGGAGAUGGCCUUCGCCGGGAAUCGUGGGAUAGAGGUGGACCUGCCCCUGCAGGGUCCUGGAGUGCUAGAUGUCCUGUUCUCGGAGGAACUGGGUCUGGUUCUGGAGGUGUCUGAGUCCAGUGUGUCCCUGGUGUGUCAGAGCUACUCUGAUGCAGGCCUCACCUGUCACAGGAUUGGCAGAACAACAGGCUUUGGACCCCAGUCCAUGGUCAGGGUGAGUGUGUGUGGACAGGAAGUGCUUUGUGAACGACUGCCCGACCUCAGGGCGUUGUGGGAGUCCACCAGUUUCCAGCUGGAGCGCCUACAGGCCAAUCCGCUUUGUGUGCAGCAGGAAGAGGAGGGGCUAGCUAGACGCACAGCGCCCAAUUACAAGCUGACCUUUGAUCCAGCCCAGACCCCUCCCGUCCUGAAAGACCUGGCCCAGGAAAAGCCGCGAGUGGCUGUUGUGCGCGAGGAGGGCAGUAAUGGGGACCGAGAGAUGGCCGCUGCUCUGCUCAUGGCCGGAUUUGAGGUAUGGGAUGUGACCAUGCAGGAUCUGUGCUGUGGCUCUGUGACCCUUGAACGUUUCAGAGGUGUGGUGUUUGUGGGCGGCUUCAGCUAUGCAGAUGUCCUGGGCUCCGCUAAAGGAUGGGCUGCCACCGUGACCUUUAACCCCCGCGCAAAGGCUCAGUUUGAAGCCUUCCGCUGUCGCCAGGACACCUUCAGCCUGGGCGUGUGUAACGGCUGCCAGCUGAUGGCCCUGCUUGGCUGGGUGGGAGCCCACCCUGAGGACCCAGCGGGGACAGGGGGCAGAGCGUCACAGCACAGCGUGGUUCUGACCCACAACACGUCGGGGCGGUUUGAGUCGCGGUUCGUGAGUCUGGGGAUCCUGCCGUCGCCUGCCAUCAUGCUAAAGGGCAUGGAGGGCUCUACGCUGGGCGUGUGGGUGGCACAUGGAGAGGGCCUCAUGCAGUUCCGGUCUCAGGCCGCUCUGGAGAGGCUGCUGUCCGCGUCCCUGGCCCCGCUGCGCUACGUGGAUGACGCGGGGGCCCCCACGGAGGAGUACCCCAUGAACCCCAAUGGCUCUUGCCAGGGCCUGGCGGGGCUCUGCUCGGAAGAUGGCCGGCACCUGGCCAUGAUGCCCCACCCUGAGCGAGCGGUGCUGUCCUGGCAGUGGCCCUGGGCCCCCACGUCCUUCAGAACCUCCCUCUCCCCUUCCCCGUGGCUGACCAUGUUCAGGAACGCAGCAGCCUGGUGCCUGAGCACUCAGUGACCAGGAAUAGGAAGGAAAUACUUCAGUAGGUAGGUUGUGGGAAGGUUCACAGGUGUUGGUAGUGUAUGGAAGUAACUAAGAGGUAACAGUGCAAUGGUUUUAAGAUUUAACAUUCCUCUAGGCUAGAAGGCUGACGACAGGACAUUCCACUAUUCAGAGCAGAUGAAAAGAAAAGAGCAGUACAAAUAAGGACAUCCCAGUAAUCGGACUGCCUGGAGAAAAGGAACGGUUGUAAAGUCAGGUUGAUUUUACUGUACUCUUGAUCAAAGGACACACAAACCUAAUGGACAGACUGUUUUCUUACUGUUUUUUUAAGCCAUUACACCUUUGUGUAACCAUAGCAGACAAGCCUGGUCUUAAAUGUCCAAACAGUAGUAUUUGGUUUACAAUAGCAAUAUUUUUUUCAUUCUGUUUAACUUGUAUAUGGCAAAAAUGCAAUAAAGAUCUCUCCUUAGCUGUCUGAA
Messenger RNA from Lepisosteus oculatus (spotted gar), 4075 nucleotides. NCBI's taxonomy places the organism in Eukaryota, Metazoa, Chordata, Actinopteri, Semionotiformes, Lepisosteidae. The record is from RefSeq and is a predicted model, not a curated record.